AUUGACCGCCGUCUGCUCGUCCUCGCCGUCGGCCAUGUCGUCCAGUGACUCGUCGUCGUCUUCCGCGUUCAGCUCAGCCAUAGGGUCCACGUCUUUUGCUGGCCAAGGACCCUCUGGAUCAGGCGAUGGUCCAACUGCCGCAGACGUUCUCCUGGGCGCAUACGACCCGACACGUCUGCACCCUUUGGCUAGCGUCCAGGAUUCGCUGGACUUCCUACAGCUUGAUGACGAUAAGCUCACUGAUCUUCCUGGUGCGACAACUGCUAUUCCAUCUCGGGGUUGGAGUGAUGACUUGUGUUAUGGAACCGGGACUUUAUAUCUGAGUGGUCUGACUGUUGGUGGGAUAUGGGGCCUGCGUGAGGGUGCAAGACGCCCACUCGCUGUAUCGAAUACACGACUGCGGAUUAACAGCAUUCUCAAUGCUGUGACGCGGAGAGGUACCUUCAUCGGGAAUUCCGCAGGUGUUUUAGCGCUUGUGUACAAUGGCUUCAAUUCAACUAUCGAUGCCAUACGAGGCAAGCACGACGCAGUAGGAAGUAUGACAGCCGGCGCAUUCACAGGAGCGUUAUACAAAUCGACAGCCGGCGUAAAACCCGCUCUCGCGGCGGCGACUUUAGUCUCUGGGCUUGCAGGUAUUUGGAGUUAUGUGAAGACGCGUGUUUGAGUAUCUUAUUAUCCUGUAAUAUAACACGAUUGCACUUGCAUUAAUGCUGUCUCCUCUC
Molecule: messenger RNA, 722 nt
Organism: Gloeophyllum trabeum ATCC 11539
Lineage: Eukaryota; Fungi; Basidiomycota; Agaricomycetes; Gloeophyllales; Gloeophyllaceae
Product: Tim17-domain-containing protein
Exons: 4
Coding region: 35-664 (209 amino acids)
Biological process (GO): protein import into mitochondrial matrix
Cellular component (GO): mitochondrial inner membrane; TIM23 mitochondrial import inner membrane translocase complex
Molecular function (GO): transmembrane protein transporter activity
Source: RefSeq, a predicted model, not a curated record